Helicoverpa armigera (cotton bollworm) is the source of this 762-nucleotide messenger RNA. RefSeq lists its product as uncharacterized. The transcript is spliced from 3 exons. The record is from RefSeq and is a predicted model, not a curated record. Lineage: Eukaryota; Metazoa; Arthropoda; Insecta; Lepidoptera; Noctuidae. Bases 156 to 650 code for a protein of 164 amino acids.
AAUUUAAAACUGGGUCGGAUGCAAUCUUAUCAAAUCGUUUUGAUUUCUAAUAACACUAUAAAUACUGAAAAUUUUCAGAAUCAACUUAUACACUCACUGUACUUACAGGAGCUUACUUCAGCAUUUUGUGAAGAAGAAAAUACAUAAUAAAAAAGAUGAAGAGUUUCCUUGUCAUCGCCCUGCUGGCAGUCACUGCAGCAGCAUCAGUGAUCACGCACGAGGCUCCCGAGCCUGCAGCAGAUGUUCUACCCGAGGGUUCGGAGACACAGGAGCUUCAAGUAGCUGAUGCAGACGAAGUGCCCAUGUCCGAGAUGGCAGUCUUCAUCAGGAAGGUGCUGACGGCUGAUGAGGAGAUGCCGUUUGUUGCUCCGCGAUAUGAUAUGGGCGUGGGGCAUAUUAUGCCUGGUGAUAGAUUGCUUUCUGCUUCAACACACUCCCGCAAUCCGAUAGCAAACGUUGUUCAGACGGUAGACGUGAGGUAUACCGGCAGUAACGCCAUCAUUGUCCUGGCUGUGAGAGCUUACGGCUCCCGCCAGGGUGCAUCAGCGAGAGUCGUCGAAGGAGCCCUGGGGAGGAACUCCAUCACCAUCCGGCUGCAGUCCGCGAGGGGACGCGGCUUCCAGUACAGAGUUGAGAUCUGGGGACGUUGAACUGAAGGAUUUUAGUUGUACCUACUUUUGUAACAUUUUAGUUUUAUGGUCUGUGUCGUUAAAUAACAUGUAAUAGAUUAUUUAAUAAAAUAAAAAUAUAAGCAAAGUUGUA